AUGACAAAGACGCAACUCCGUUUAGGACUACUUAUCAAUGACACACCCCUGCCUCAAGUUGUAGAAAAAGCUGGUGAUUAUCGCCAACAAUUCAGGGAUCUUUAUGAUAAAGCUGCUGAAGAUAAGCAAAUCAAGGUGACCUGGGAACAUUUCGAUGUUGUGGACAAGCAAGAGUAUCCUAGUUUAGAUGAUAUCAAAAAUGGCAAAUAUGAUGCCCUUAUUUUAACUGGUUCUGCCUCAGAUGCACAUGGUAAUGAUCCUUGGAUUUUGAAGGAAGUAGACUUUAUCAAGACUCUUUUAAGUGAGGAAUAUGCAGACAAAAUCAAGUUGGUUGGUAUUUGUUUCGGUCAUCAGAUAAUUUUAAGGGCUGCAGGCGGUAAAACAGGUCCUAAUGAAGCUGGUUGGGAGACCGGCUUUAUCCAUACCAUGUUAAAUGAAGAAGGACAAAAGUUUUUCAACACGAAGAAGGAUCAUUUGAACCUCUACCAAUUUCAUAGAGAUCAUGUGUCUAUUCUUCCUGAAGGUUUUAUACCGCUGGGCUUCACAACGGAUCAUACACCUUAUCAAAUAACUGUAUCGAAGAAUGGACAAUGUAUUACCAGUCAAGGUCACCCCGAAUUCAGCCACGAUACAAUGUAUACCAUGCUUACUGUCAGAAAAGAGAAGGGCGUCUUAAAAGAAGACUACGCAAACAAAUGUAUUGAAAGAUUAGAAAACAGUUCGAAUGAGCAUAUGGACGAUAUUUUCUUUACUAAAAAAGUUAUUGAUUUCAUUACAAACUAA
This is a messenger RNA of Mycotypha africana, 783 nucleotides long. RefSeq names its product class I glutamine amidotransferase-like protein. The record is from RefSeq and is a predicted model, not a curated record. Lineage: Eukaryota; Fungi; Mucoromycota; Mucoromycetes; Mucorales; Mycotyphaceae. Gene Ontology annotation, cellular component: nucleus; cytosol. The transcript has 2 exons. The coding region runs from base 1 to 783 and encodes 260 amino acids.